AGAAUUCAAUAGCAGUUCUUAUAGUUGUUUUGGAUUGUUACGAAGAUGUGGAGUUCAGGAACAGAUUUAAAAAAUCUCGCCCAAGACUCUGAAGAUGAGAGUGCCUUGUCUUCAGAGGAGGAACAAGACAUUCAGUGUGAGAUUUUGGAGAUGCAACGGGAUGAAGCCAACGACAAACUGUCUCAAAUGGAGGAAGCAUCUGCUCAGCUGCUGAAGGAGUUAAACAUGCUGGAGAUUCAGUUUCAGAUUGAACGCUCAUGCAGAGAAAAUGCUGAGGCCUUUGCUUUAAAGGUGACAAAAGAGAACAAGGCCUUAAAAAGGAAAAGUCUGGCUCUUAUGCCCCUGAUCCCAGAACUGCCUGAAAACCUGGCUGCUCUGAACUUGGACCUAGAAGAUGAUUCUACUUCUGACACUUCAAUGGAAUUGGCAGAAGACCCCCUUCUUAAAAGUCAGGCACAGAUUAGAGAGCUUCAGUCCUCUGUCGAUCAGCUCUUAGGGGAGAAGAUGCAGCUUUGUGAGCAGGUAGAAGUCUUGAAAAAAGAAAAGGAAGAACUGAAAGAACAGCUUGCGUUGGAGGUUCAGGAGAAAGAGGCCAUUUUGAGGAAAUUAACUAAACAAAAUCGAACAGUCGACAAAAUGAAAAGAGUGUCCCAGCUUGUUACAGAAGAGUUUGCAGAGAUGUCACAGAAGCUGGAAAUGGAGCAAGGGCUCAGAGAACACGCUGAAGUGUUUGCGCACCAGGUGCUGGUGAAGCAGAAGGAGAGCCAGAGGCAGAGCUUGAUCCUUGUACAAAAUGGAGAAGCUGAUGUACAGCUCCAGCAAGCCCUUGAGCAAGUGACUCAGCUCAGCAAAGCACUGGAGGAGAUACGUCUGCAUUAUCAACAACAGAGGAGUCAGUCUCAGGCAGUGAUGGAGGAGUUUAAUGCUCUUACUGAGCUGCAGAUGGUCAGAGCUCAGCUAGAUACCAACAUGAAAGAAAGGAUGACGAUAGAAAAUCAGUUGAGAGACUCGCAAAACACUGUGACAGCACUGCAGGAGGAAGUUAAGCAUCUUCAGGAUAUGCUGAAAACAGCCAAAGAGAAUCCUCUUCUUGAAUGUAGCCCAUCAAAUGAAGAGAAUGUCUCUCCAGUUCCACUUUCUUCAACUCCUCCUCCUCCUCCUCCACCACCACCACCACCACCUCCUCCGCUCUCGACAAGUCCUAUUGACCCGCUGGGUGCUCUGAGGAACAGAAAAAAAGCUGGAAACAAUAUCACUGACUCAAAGAAACCUGUAGUGUCUGUAGAUGUGAAAACCAGGGCAGUUGAUGAAAUGAUGGAGAGAAUUAAGAAAGGGAUUGUACUGAAGCCCACUCAGAAACCCCAGCAGACUGGCUGGGAUGAAGACUCAUGGAAGGAUCAAAGAAGUGAGAAAAGGAAAUCUGCUGUCCUUGAGUUGCAGGGAAUCCUGGACACCAUUAAAACAUCAGGACCCAAACGGACGGCAUCCAGGAAGAGGAUUAGUCAUAAUGUAGGGGAAGUGGAGCUUCAGCUGGUCUUGCAGAGGAGAAGGCGGGCAAUUGGGGAUGAUGGAACCUCCCCACCCACUGCAGCCCCAAAACCUCAAGGUCCACCUCCGGCAUCCACAGCCACAUGCUCUUCAAACUGGCUUGCAGAGAACAGGAAUGCUCCUGUCUUACGGAGGCUGAAGCAGAACCAGGAAAAGAGAAACUCACGCGUCAGAGCAUCAAACUGUGUCAUCUGGGAAGACAAGUGAAAAUAAAGGCAGUUGAAAUGA
Neoarius graeffei (lesser salmon catfish) is the source of this 1776-nucleotide messenger RNA. It is a transcript of the gene shtn2, whose product is annotated as shootin 2. NCBI's taxonomy places the organism in Eukaryota, Metazoa, Chordata, Actinopteri, Siluriformes, Ariidae. The coding region runs from base 46 to 1755 and encodes 569 amino acids. The record is from RefSeq and is a predicted model, not a curated record. The transcript is spliced from 17 exons.